UAGAAGAGAUUUUGCAAUGCAUCAUGAAUCUUGAGGUUGGUAAAAUUGGUGUGUAUGGUAUGGGCGGUGUCGGGAAGACAACAAUCAUGACGCAGGUUUACAAUCAGUUAAGAACAAUGGAUGAUUUUGAAAUCGUCAUCUGGGUGACUGUUUCAAGUUCUUUCAAUGAGAAGGAGCUUCAAAAUAGAAUUGCAGAAGGGUUAGAUUGUCAACUCUCUUCAUCUGCAGAUUUAAUGAGCAGAGCACAGGUAUUACAUGAAGCUUUUAGAAGGAGGAGGAACUUUGUCAUCAUCUUAGAUGAUAUUUGGGAAAGAGUUUCUCUACAAAAUGUGGGUAUUCCUGAGCCUGAUGGAAGUAAUAGGUCCAAAGUUGUGUGGACCACUCGUUCGAUGAAUGUUUGUAAUAGCAUGGAGAGCGAAAAAGAAAUUAAAGUAGGGGGUCUUACUGAUGAAGAAGCUUGGAGUUUGUUUAAGGAAAAAGUUGGUGCUGAGGAUGUUAUUAUGUCUACUGAAAUUCUUCCAAUUGCAAAGCAGGUAGCAAAGGAAUGUGGAGGGCUGCCACUGGCCCUAAUCACUGUUGGUCGUGCUUUGAGGAAAACAUAUCAACCGUCAGUCUGGAGGAAUGCAUUGCAACAACUCAAGACAUCAAGAGCAGAUCAGAUACAUGGUAUGGGUGAAGAAGUGUUUGGGAGUCUUAAAUUCAGUUACAACUGGUUGAGCAGUGACAAAAUUCAUGCAUGUUUCUUGUAUUGUGCUCUAUAUCCAGAGGACUAUAUAAUACUAGUUGAUGAGUUAAUUGAAUACUGGAGGGCUGAGGGAUUGAUCGAUGAAGAGGGGAGUAUACAGACUGAGAAAGACAAAGGGCAUGCUUAUCUCCAGGAACUCAAAGAUGCAUGUAUGAUAGAGAAUAUUGAAGAAAAUAAUAAAUAUGUGAGGAUGCAUGACUUGAUCCGUGAUCUAGCAAUUAACAUCACAAGGGACAACCCGAAACAGCCUCUCUUCAUGGUAAAAGCUGGGUUAGGCUUGAUGGAAUUACCUAAGGAGGAAGAAUGGGUUGAAAGUCUACAAAGAGUCUCGUUGAUGAGAAAUGAUAUCAAAGCAUUUAGAGGCCAACCAAAUUGUCCCCGACUAUCUACUUUGCUGCUACAUCAUAAGCCUAGUUUAAUACCCUCUGGGAUCACCUUUUCUGACACAUUCUUCAAGCAUAUGCACGGCCUUAAAGUCCUUAACCUCUCUAAUACUGGAAUAAAAUCACUUCCAGAUUCGAUUUCUCUCUUAGUGAAUCUUCAAACCCUAAUCUUGACAAGUUGUAGUGAGCUCGAGUGUUUGCCUUCACUAGCUAAGCUCCAGAAACUAAGACUGUUAGCACUAGGAGGGCUAGAAUCCCUGAAAGAAUUACCCCAUGGGCUUGAAAACUUGGUAAAACUUAGACAUCUAGAUAUUUCCAACGGAGGAUGGGGAGGUUUUCGAUCUAAAGCACUUUUAAAAAUGCCUUGCCUUGAAAUUCUUUACAUGCACAAAGGCUUAUUGGGAUUUGGUGGUUAUGUUGUAGAUAAUUCAACAGUUGAUCAGGAAAUCAUAAGCCUAAAGAAGUUGACCAGAUUUUCAGCUGAUUUCAAUGAUGUGUUGACCUUCAAUAGCUACAUUAGCAGGGCUAAUGAAUUUGAUCUCUUGAAAAUUUUUGAUCGUCUUCUAUUUACAGUAAGUUAUAUAUAUGAUGGACAUAAUGUCGAAAAUGAGAGCAUGGACAAAGUUAUGUUGCCUAGUGCUACAAACUAUUUGGAAAUUGCUGGACGUAAUUUCGUCCAAUUGUCAGACUUUUUUGGGUUUGAUGAAUUAAGACGGUUGAUAUACUGUAGAAUCCAAAAAUGUAAAAAAAUGUUGUGGAUUGGAGGGGAUGGAGAAAUUGUGCUUCCUAGUUUAAAAAGGCUUCAUUUGACAGAACUCCACAGUUUUAAGGGCUUGUGCAAAGAAAAAGCCCAUGAGAAAACCUUCAAGAACUUGACACACCUCAUGAUUGAAUAUUGUCACAAGUUAAAGUAUUUGAUACCAAUUGAUUUGCUUGUGAACAACCUUCAAAAUCUUGAAAUGAUAUCAAUAGUGGGGUGCCAUGAGAUGGAGGAUAUAAUUUCAGGUGAAGCUAGUGCAGAUAUGACUGCCCUUCCAAAAUUAAAGAUGUUAAGUUUGCGGUGCUUGCCAAGCUUAUCAAGUAUUUGCCAAGGGAAAUUGGUUUGUGAUUUACUCUCGGAUAUUGACCUAAUACAUUGUCCCAAAUUGAAGAGGCUCCCUUUCUUGAUAAGCAACAAGACAAUUGUUUCUGCAAAGAUCACAGGGAGCCAAGAAUGGUGGGAAGCAUUGGCUUGGGAAGGUCCACAGUUGAAAGAACAUCUUCAACCUUUCUUUGAUGAGAGUGACGAGAUGGAUGAGUAUGCUAGAAGGCUCAGGAAUAUAAUUCCAACCAUGGAACAAAUGUUCAAGAUUGCAAGGCUUAAUUUUCAAGAUGAGAAAGAUGAGAAAGAUUUCUUAUCAAGCAGCAUCUUUUAUUUGGAACGAUGUUUUGGAAUUUAUUCAUAUUAGUAAUUCUAUUGGGUUAGAUUGAGACUUGCCUGUCUUGUUAUAUUUUGAUGUUAUUUAAUGAGUGUUGGAAUUUUUGUGACUUAUUGUUGUAUGUUUAUAUAGAAAAUAUGGUGGUCUUGCAGAUUAAUACAUUUAGAGUUUCUAAAGUGAUUCCAGGUGAGCAAUUUAGCCUUCA
Dioscorea cayenensis subsp. rotundata (Guinea yam) is the source of this 2751-nucleotide messenger RNA. Its product is annotated as disease resistance protein At4g27190-like. The transcript has 3 exons. Gene Ontology annotation, molecular function: protein binding; ADP binding. The record is from RefSeq and is a predicted model, not a curated record. Bases 24 to 2576 code for a protein of 850 amino acids. Lineage: Eukaryota; Viridiplantae; Streptophyta; Magnoliopsida; Dioscoreales; Dioscoreaceae.